This is a messenger RNA of Lobosporangium transversale, 4175 nucleotides long. RefSeq lists its product as hypothetical. The transcript has 3 exons. The record is from RefSeq and is a predicted model, not a curated record. Bases 163 to 4125 code for a protein of 1320 amino acids. Lineage: Eukaryota; Fungi; Mortierellomycota; Mortierellomycetes; Mortierellales; Mortierellaceae.
CCCUUCUCUUCUUGUGUCCCUCUCUCUUUUCAAGUCACUGUGACUCCCUCCCACUUCCCUGCUUCAUAAAGGUUCAGAGAGAAAAACAAGGCUGUUAGAGCGGCUUAAACUGCCUUACCACUUUUAAUCCUUCCUCCUCUUUCAAAUCCUUUCUGUAAUCAAAUGGAUGGAGAAUUUCAGGGUGUCACCCGCAUCUCUUUGACCCCCGCCGAGGAAGCACUUGUUCCCCGCCCCCAUUCCUCAGCCUCGCAAGUCGCAACUGCUUUGCCUCCAGGAUAUGGAUACGGGUAUGGAAAUGGUCGUCGCGGAUCUGCCUUGCAGGCGGUUCCGGCCUCGGCUUCGGCCUCACAAUUGCACCUGCAUCACUUACAUCAUCACCAACCACACCAUCACCAGCCUCUGCGUUCACAACUAUCUCGCAAACAACAAAAUAAUCAUCCUUAUUCUUCUGGUAGUCAAGGAUCUCGUUCCCGAAUCUUUUCCUUUUCAUUCUCCUCGUCCUCCAUCAACACCCGUCCACAACAGCAGCAACAACAAUCACCAUCGUCUCCAUCCUCUUCCACCCCAUCAUCUCCUUCUACACCCACCAACAAUGCUUUUAGCUCGACUCAUGCUGAACACUCUGCAGCAGUUGAAAUCGAGUAUCCACAAAACCCGCAGGAUUCGUAUUACCAGCACCAGUACCCAACACCAGUAUAUUCAUCUUCGCCUAUCCGUGCGUCCCACGUUCCCAAUGCGUCUGUAACUUCAUUAAUUUUGGGACUACCCCCUCGCCGAUCCCUUACGCUCUCGCCUCCAUCUCAGUCCAACGACAACAACGACCCGUUGGACAACGGUAACAAUAGUGCACUCUCGCUGCGAAGAUCCUCUCUCAUGCCCUUCCCUACGUAUUAUCCUCAGAGUUCUAUACAUAGUACUAGCCCAACACUACACCCACCAUUGCAGCUAGCUCUGAAUCAAAGGCAUCAGGAGUCAUGGGGAGGUACAGCAGCAGUAAGCUCUUUCCGAGUUGAGUCACCCACGCCGCUCUCUGACUCUGAAAGUUCGGAAGAGCAGUUCAGUGAUGACGGCGAAGAGGAUAGGAAAGGAAAGAGGACAAAGAAAAAGAAGCAAAAAAAGAUUGAAGAAGGAGAUGAAGAGGAAGCCAAAUAUGUAAUGGGCAAUCACGGUUACGGGCCGCGCCGUUCGAGAAGCAGAGGUAUACUCGGUAUAGCAACUGGAUCCACAUGCACACUACCAAAUGUGGCAGAAGAAGGAGCUUACCAGACCAGAAGUAGCGUUGAUUCAUAUGAGUAUAGGAUGCAGCAUCAACAGCAACAGCCAACUCAUCUAACGGAGCAUCGUCGUAAUCGCUCAUCGUGGCGCCCUUCAUUAUCAUUGAUCCGACAGGAGAGUUCGUCUUGCAACGUCCAUCCAUUGGAGCAAGGUCAAAAUAAUAACAAAAGUUAUCCCCAAAAUGACCAGAGCCGCGUUAGUGAAGCUCAUAUUUUUAUUGAUGAUCAUCCUGAAGGAGGAAGAAACAUCCAGCCAUUGUCAUCAUCAUUAUUACAGACAAAAAAUGGCAAGAGAAUGAAAAAGAAAAAGAAGGGUCGCACAAAGAAAACACAAAAAUCUCGGUCACAUUCAGGCGGCAAUGCAAAUGAAGCAAUAGUAGAGUUACCUCACCUGGUUGAUGUACUUGAAAAGAGGGCCCGAUACCCUUUAGGGUAUGAGGAUUUUGAGGCGUUUUUACGAUGCCAUCAAGGCGUUGAAUAUCUUAACUUUUGGGCCGACGUGACUGCACAUGAACAGUUAUGUAAGACGUUCAGAAUCUCGGAGCGUAGGCUCCAGCGAGAGCAGCAACAUGGAGGGCGAGCUCUGACACGCGAGAGAAGAGGGUAUCAUAGCAGUCGGGCCUUGGCUGGCAAUAAUAGCGGUGGAAGGACAUCCUUUGAAAAAGGACAAACUCUAUUGAAUGAAAGCGGUGAUGUUGCAGCAGUAGACUCUGAUAUGCACGAGCGUGAACAAGAUCGUAUUUCAAUAGAUCCGCUCGGAAACUUGAGGAGUGCUAGGAAAUCAUCAACUGCAAUUGAGUAUCUUGGAAAUGGUAUCAGGCACAGCACCUCACAGCAAUUUUCCCCCACAACGCCGUCACCGCUUCUGCAAAGCCAGCAGCAACAAGAACCUGAGAUACUUCAACAGACACAGCAUCAAAAAGUAAACGAAGGCCCUUUCCCUCGUCGAUCGUGCGAAAGUACUUUCCCAUCAUCUAGUGCACAUAAUGCUAUCCAAGACAACAGCAUUGGUCGACCAAUGAUGAUACAUAGCUUUAGGACAAUUGGUAUUGAGGACGUGGAGGAAUCAGCACUACGGAUCUAUCGCAAAUACUUGGUCCAGUUACGCACUGCGUCGAUGAUAGCCGAAGAAGAGAAGGCUCGCCCUAUCCGAGCCGCAGCAACAAUAACAGACCUAGGCUCCAAGACAGAGAGAGGGGCAGGCAUUGCAGCAACAGGAAAUGAGGGGCUGAGCACAUCAUCCCAUCAAAGACGCGCAGGCAAUGAUGGAGAUAGAGUGCUUUUUGGGCCAGGUUGGGAUGGAUAUGCGGAGCAAGUCAUUGCAGAAUGGAAUGAAAAAUGGAAGAGUAGAAGGAGCGCUGAGGCUAGGAGGAGGAAGUCUAGACGAGCUUCCCGUAGGCAUAAUGGCGCUAAUGCUCUACAGAACCCCAUGGGUGUUGAAGGACAUGAUCAUUCAACACAUGGGAAAGAGGGGCGAGCUUCUCCUACAAACCGUGUCACCAUCGGCCACAAUGACGUCGUUUUGGACGUAGACGUGGAAGAGAAGGGUGAAUCGCCAGGCGCAGACGACAAGGGUAAUGAUUAUAGCGCUGUUCCCAACAAAAAAGAAGCUGCCACUGCAGAAUCCAGACGCCCCAAAUUAGAGCGUAAGGCAACAUCCACUGGUAUCACAGCCUUCUUGUCGAGGCUUUUGAAGUCUGAAACCACCGUCAUGGAAUUGCCGACGCUGACUAUCAACACUACGACUGUUGAGAAGGACUUUGGUGAAACAGAUGACAGUGAUUACGAUGAAGAUGAUGAGUAUGAUGACGAUGAGAGCGAUAGAUAUGAUGGGGAUGAGGAUGAGGAUGAGGAUGUUAAAGAUGGGAACGAGGAUGAUUUAUAUCGACUUUACGCGCCGAUCAUGUCAUACCUGCAAAGUAACACCACAGAACGACCAUUGACCGAUAGUUCAAUUGCAGGUUAUCCUCCUGUCCCUGAAAUUGGUGCUAAUGGAUCAGCCAUCCAGGCUCAGAAUACUACUUUAGUUAAUACUCUUUCGCCCAUAAAUGAAGCUUUGCUAACAACAGCACUUACACCGCCCCAAGGAGUGGCACCUUCAACAUCGGAUUCAGCAAAUACAAAUGUAGUAGACGCAAUGCCAUUGCCGUUACACUCGAUUCCAAAAAUCGACCCUAUUUCUACAGACAUUGAUCAACCUACUAUUACGGCUUCUACCAUGGCUCCGUUCUACCUUCCACUUGAAUGUCGCCAUCGAAUCCAUACACAAGUCUUACAACAAAUGCAGGAAAGACAAAAUGGACUUUCGUCGUCGACACGUACAGAGAAUAACUUUUCGCUAUUGUUUGGGCCAGCCAAGCAGUUUGUGACAGAAGUGGUACUUCGAGAUUAUUACUACCCGCUAUUUCUGAAAUAUGUGCAGGAUCAGAAUCUAGGACUAUUACAUCAAACUCAUGUCAAUAACCGGAUCAAGCAGCAUGGACUGUUGACGCUAGGAAUUGGUUUAUGGGCCGCUGUGUUAACGAUCCAAUCGCUGUUAGCACUGGGCAUACUGGGCGGACCUGGAUAUGGAGGUUGGAAGUCUCCGUGGGUAUGGGUUGUAGGAAUCUUAGGUGGGUGGCCGGGCGCAGUUUGUAUAGUCGCAGGGCACACAGGGUUCUCACCAGUCUUGGGCCUCUUGGGUAAAAUAGCUGUGGACAGACAAGUCUUCCGGACACGUGCGAUCAAGGAAACGCUGAUUCGAAAGAAGCAUCGCCAACAGGCCAUUUGGAUAUUGUCAGGUUGCCUUUUUUGGUCCGUAGCCGCCACUAUUAUCUUUGCUGUUCUUCCACAACCAGAGGGUGAAAAAUAAUGUAAAUCUACUUCUGAACAUUAAUGUAAAUAUACGCUUAUAAAUUCGCU